Actinia tenebrosa (Australian red waratah sea anemone) is the source of this 624-nucleotide messenger RNA. RefSeq lists its product as uncharacterized. Lineage: Eukaryota; Metazoa; Cnidaria; Anthozoa; Actiniaria; Actiniidae. The record is from RefSeq and is a predicted model, not a curated record.
AUGAUGAUUUUCUUCUGGUGCCAAGGAAACAGUCGCACGCAAACAGCAAGUGCCCUUCGCCUAAGUCGCAACGUGGUAACAAAAUUUUUUGGACUUUUGGACGGCGUGUGUUCAAAUUCGAUAGAACAAUAMGCUUCCUUCCUUCCUUUUGGCGGCCCGAACUGCGUGGUGCAAUGCGACGAAAGCAAAUUCAACCACAAGCGCAAGUACAACAGGGGAAGGCGCACUCAAGAAAUAUGGGUGUUCGGAGUGAUAACCACCGAAUAUCAGCCAGCCAGAGGUUACUACGAAGUAGUGGAAAGAAGAAAUAGAGAUACCCUUCUGCCGAUACUUGGCAGGUGUCUCCGGCCGAACAGUGUGCUGCACACCGACGACUAUAGUGCCUACGACCAGAUAGGAMGAUUCCUUCCCCAGCAAGUAGCCACUCACAGAGUGGUAAAUCACUCCCUGAAUUUUGUUGAUCCCGUGACCGGGGUACACACACAGGGAAUUGAAUCCAAAUGGAAUCAAUUGAAGCUUAAGCAGAAAGAGCGGAAGGGAAUUUCAAGAGAAAAACUGCAGACCUAUUUGAAUGAGAGAAUGUGGAGGGAAUGGAAUGGAACUGGUGAUGAGCUACUUUACAAU